This is a messenger RNA of Adineta ricciae, 2700 nucleotides long. The record is from the annotation of a GenBank genome assembly. Lineage: Eukaryota; Metazoa; Rotifera; Eurotatoria; Adinetida; Adinetidae.
AUGUUGGACGAACAUACAAAUUCGACUGGUGUCAGCUGUGAAAGAUUUCGCUGUUCAGCUCGUGGUCUGAUUUUACCAUUCGGUAUCGAAGCAUGCAUGCCACUUAAGCUACGAGCCACAUUAUAUUUUAUAUUUUUGCUUUAUCUUUUUCUUGGGAUUGCUAUCAUUGCCGAUAUCUUCAUGUCGUCAAUUGAAACCAUAACAUCGAAACGACGCAAAAUUCGCUAUCCCGAUCCGGGUGAAAAAGACAAAUAUCUAACUGUCGAAGUUCGAACAUGGAACGAUACGGUAGCAAAUUUAACAUUGAUGGCAUUGGGUUCGAGUUCACCUGAAAUUCUUCUAUCAAUCAUUGAAAUUAUCGGCAAUCGUUUCGAAGCGGGAGAACUCGGUCCGGGAACAAUUGUCGGUUCAGCGGCAUACAAUCUACUAAUGAUCUCAGCAUUGUGUAUAUCAUCAAUCAGUGCUCCUGAAACCAGGAGAAUCAAGUUGUACAGCGUGUUUAUGAUCACAUCAUUUUUCGGAUUUUUUGCGUAUAUAUGGAUGUUUAUUGUCUUAUCGGUUAUAUCCAAAGAUGUUGUUGAUCUUUGGGAAGCUGUCAUAACAUUUCUCUUGUUUCCGUUGGUUGUCAUUUUAGCAUAUCUGGCUGAGAAAAACUUCUUUGCUUCGAAGAAAAUUGACAUGGACGAAGAGGAACAAACACUUAUAUUAACACCACCGGAACAUGACGAGAAUGGAAGUCCACGUAACUUUCGUAAAGAUGAACUUCUUCAAUUUCUACGUGAUCUCGGUCAAACGACACACUUGUCUCUCGAAGACAAAGCACAGUUAUUUGCGGCUAAAUUAAGCGAAAGUAUGCAUCGAUCACGUAUGCAAUAUCGUAUUCAAGGUGCUCGUAUGCUUACUGGUGGUAAAUCAUUAUUUCUCAAUCUACCCGACAAACUACAAGAGAUUUAUUCGGAAGUACAUAAUCGUGAUUCCAUCGCUGAACAUCGAGCGUCCAUGGCAUCGAAACUAGGUGACGACGAAGAAGAUACUGAUGCUGAUGAUCCUCGAUCACUAAUUGAAUUCUCGACGACAUCAUAUGCGAUUCUUGAACAUGAACAAAGAGUUACUUUAAAAGUCAAACGAAGAGGCCCGACUGAUUUUGACAUUUACGAACGAGCUAUCAAACCACAGUCAUUCGAUGGCAGCUUUUCAGCAGAUCAUCCACACGGCGGGAGAAAGAGUACACUGUCGAAGAUAGAAAUCGAUGAUGAUCCACGAAUGGCUGUACUUGAGUUUGCUUCGUCCAGUUAUGCCGUACUCGAACGUGAACAGCGUGUCACGAUUGAAGUCAUAAGAUACGGCUUUAUGAAUUCUGUGAUUCACUUCCGACUGGAUACUAUCGACGGUACGGCAACAGCUGGUGAAGAUUAUGUAAAAUUAUCCGAAGAAUUUAAAAUGGAACGUGGACAACAGGAAAAGCGCAUUACCAUUCAUGUCAUCGACGAUAAUCAAUGGGAACCAGAUGAAACAUUUUUCGUUAAGAUAUCAUUACCAGAAGGCGAAGAAGCACGAACUAGAUUAGGCUCGAAAACGAUUGCACUUGUAACAAUUAUCAAUGACGAUGAACCGGGUGUGAUCGAGUUUGAAGAACCAAUUACAUUAGUCAAAGAAAGUAUAGGCAAAGCCGAAAUCAAAUUAGUGCGUGUUAAUGGUGCUGACGGUCGUGUCAGCGUACAUUAUCGAACAAAAGACAUCGAUGCUAUUGCCACACGAGACUACGAACCUGCUGAAAGCGAAGUUAUAUUCGAACACGGUGAAAUAUCAAAAAUAAUUGCUAUACCCAUCAUAAAUGAUCUUGAAGCGGAAAAAGAUGAAAGCUUUGCUGUGGAAAUCUAUGACCCCACGGGAGGUGCACAAUUAGGAAAACAUACAAGGACUGUCGUCACCAUUAUCAACGACGAUGAUUACAAGACAAUGGCCAAUCGAAUGGCAUCACUCGUUCAAGUUGACAUGGACAAAUUAAGUGUCACAAAAACCUCUUGGGGACAGCAAUUUCAAGAUGCAAUGAAUGUUAAUGGCGGUGAUUUAGAAACAGCUAAAUUCGGUCACUAUGUUGGUCAUGCACUAGCAUUUUUUUGGAAGGUACUCUUCGCUUUUGUUCCUCCAACAGCUAUGGCUGGUGGCUGGCUGACAUUCUUUGUCUCGCUCUUCUUCAUUGCUGUCCUAACAGCAGUUGUUGGUGAUGUUGCUGCAAUAUUCGGCUGUUUAGUUGGAUUAAAGGAUAGUAUUACAGCUAUAUCUUUUGUUGCUCUUGGUACAUCUUUACCGGAUACGUUUGCAUCGAUGAUUGCAGCGAAAAAUUCGAAAACAGCUGAUGAUGCUAUUGGUAAUGUCACUGGAUCAAAUAGUGUCAAUGUGUUUCUCGGUCUUGGACUUCCAUGGCUCGUUGCCGCUAUCUAUUGGGAAUCAAAAAAUUUACCAUUUACAGUUAAAGCCGGCGAUCUCUCAUUUAGUGUGUUAGUCUUCUCUGUCUGUUGUGUUCUUGGUAUGCUUGUACUUAUUUUACGAAGGUAUCUAAGCAUUUUUGGCAAAGCAGAACUUGGUGGACCAGCAAUACCAAAAUAUCUAUGUUCCGUCUUUUUUGUUCUACUUUGGAUUGGCUACCUUGCACUAUCAAGUCUUCAGGCUUAUGGAUAUAUCAAAUGGCAGAGUUAA